Messenger RNA from Megalopta genalis, 1371 nucleotides. NCBI's taxonomy places the organism in Eukaryota, Metazoa, Arthropoda, Insecta, Hymenoptera, Halictidae. The record is from RefSeq and is a predicted model, not a curated record.
GAUCACACAAUCAAAAAGCUUCUUUUAAUAUUUUGGGAGAUAGUGCCGAAAACUUCUCCAGAUGGCAAGCUUCUACAAGAGAUGAUUUUAGUUUGCGAUGCGUAUAGGAAGGACUUGCAGCAUCCUAAUGAAUUCGUCAGAGGCUCGACCCUCAGAUUCCUGUGUAAAUUGAAAGAGCCAGAACUUUUGGAACCGCUGAUGCCUGCAAUUAUUACUUGUUUGGAGCACAGACACUCCUAUGUCAGACGUAACGCUGUGCUGGCAAUUUUUACAAUUUAUAGGAACUUUGAGUUCCUCAUUCCUGAUGCUCCAGAAUUAAUAGCCAAAUAUUUAGAAGGAGAGCAGGACAUGUCUUGUAGGAGAAAUGCAUUUUUGAUGCUCUUACAUGCUGAUCAAAACAGAGCACUAGCUUAUCUAGCUGCUUGUUUGGACCAAGUGCCCAGCUUUGGUGAUAUAUUACAGCUGGUUAUUGUUGAACUAAUCUACAAGGUGUGUCUAGCAAAUCCAUCAGAAAGAGCACGUUUCAUUAGAUGCAUUUAUAGUUUAUUGAACUCUCCAAGUGCUGCUGUACGUUAUGAAGCAGCUGGUACCUUGGUAACACUGUCUAAUGCCCCCACAGCGAUUAAAGCUGCAGCCUCCUGUUAUAUUGAGCUAGUUGUCAAAGAAAGUGACAACAAUGUUAAACUGAUCGUGCUUGAUCGUUUAAUCGCGAUGAAAGAAAGUCCUGUUUACGAAAGAGUUCUCCAAGAUUUAGUUAUGGACGUACUUAGAGUUCUAGGUUCACCGGCAUUAGAAGUCAGAACUAAAACGUUAGCCCUGGCCAUGGACUUAGUAACCACACGUACCAUAGAGGAAAUGGUUCAGCUCCUAAAGAAAGAAGUAUUAAGAACUGUGGGUGGGGAACACGAAGAUGCUGGUAGAUACAGGCAACUUCUUGUGCGAACAUUGCAUGCCUGUUCAAUAAAAUUCUCAGACGUGGCAGCUACGCUGAUACCUGUAUUGACAGACUUCUUAUCAGAAAACAACGAAGCUGCUGCGACAGAUGUGCUAGUGUUCGUCCGUGAAGCUAUUCAAAGAUUCGAGAAUCUUAGACCGCUCAUAGUUCAAAAGCUACUUGAAGUAUUCCCACAUAUCAGAUCGGUAAAGGUACACAGAGCGGCUUUAUGGAUUUUGGGUGAAUAUGCUACAACGAAAGAAGACAUUGAAGCCUUCAUGAGUCGAAUACGAGCUGCCUUAGGAGAAUUACCAUUACUAGAGGCAGAGAACAGGCAUCAAGCUGGCGAGAAGACGGAAGAUGGAAAUACUCAAGCCACUCCAGCACAGUUGGUCACAUCGGAUGGAACUUACGCGACCCAGAGUGCAUUCAGCACU